AUGACAUAUAGUUUUAGAGUUAAGGCAAUUUCAAAAGCUUUUAUUGCUUCUCUUCUCAUAUAUCUUCUUGUUCUCCAACUCGUCGCGGCAGACAUGGAAAUCUCAAACAAAAAGAACGGUUACGGCAGUAAGAUUGAUUGCGGAAGUGCGUGUAUAGCACGGUGCAGGCUCUCAAGUAGACCAAACCUUUGUCACAGAGCGUGCGGGACUUGCUGCGCCAGGUGCAACUGCGUGCCACCAGGCACGUACGGAAACUACGACAAGUGCAAGUGCUACGCCAGCCUCACCACCCACGAUGGUCGCCGCAAAUGCCCUUAA
Brassica oleracea var. oleracea is the source of this 318-nucleotide messenger RNA. RefSeq names its product gibberellin-regulated protein 1-like. The transcript is spliced from 4 exons. Bases 1 to 318 code for a protein of 105 amino acids. Lineage: Eukaryota; Viridiplantae; Streptophyta; Magnoliopsida; Brassicales; Brassicaceae. The record is from RefSeq and is a predicted model, not a curated record.